Messenger RNA from Uloborus diversus, 1299 nucleotides. RefSeq lists its product as uncharacterized. NCBI's taxonomy places the organism in Eukaryota, Metazoa, Arthropoda, Arachnida, Araneae, Uloboridae. The record is from RefSeq and is a predicted model, not a curated record.
AUGGAAGAAGGGUUCCAAAAAGCUGCAACGGAUAAUUUGCCGAAAAUAACUGAGGAAAUGAUCAUGCGAUUCUUCUCGGCAAAUCAACAUUUUUAUACGGCUGAAAUCAGAGGUGUGAAAGUUCAGAGGUCAGCAAGAGAGUCUUACAGUGACAAUGCAGUGGGUUAUGUGCAGGUAAGACGAGAAGGCAGUAUCUGCACAACCAAGGCGAAAAUAACCCCAGAGCAUAAAAUUAAAAAGAAAGCAUACACUGUCUCCUUAAUUUGUGAUGAGGCAGAAGAAAAUAUAGUUUCGUUGCAGUGUGAAGGUUGUGCUGCAAGUGCAGGUGGCUGCAAGCAUACGGUUGCAUUUCUUUUCUGGGUGCACAGAAAAUGCUCGACCCCAUCCCCAACAGAAGUAGAAUGCUACUGGAAAAGGUCCAAGUUGGCAGCAGUUGGGUCAUCGGUAAAGUUUUUACAUGCCUCCAAAUUAGGAAAGAAAUGUGUAAAAGAUCUCCCACCAAAAAAUCCCACAAUUUUGCUGGAAUGCAUUCAGCAAAAUGAAGAGCAUCUCCGAAAUUCCCAGUUGGGAAAUUAUUAUGUAGAAGUAAGCAGCAGAAAAGUGUCAAUUCAUCGUGUAAUGGUGGAAUUUUCUGUUGGAGAAAUUGGCAGUACAGCAGAUGAAUUCCUAAACCACAUUAAAGAACAACUUACAAUUGACAUUUGUCAUCAAGUAGCCGCACAAUCUACUGAGCAGAGCAAAUGUCCCCUGUGGCAUGAGCUGCGUUACGGGAGGAUAACUGCUUCAAAAUUACAUGAAGCAUCAAGGUGCACCACUUUAAGCGGAAGCUUAGUUGAGAAGAUCCUGGGAGCCAAGUUUCGCCCCACGGAAGCGAUCAAAAGGGGGAUUCGUCUUGAACCUGAAGUUAUACAGGAAAUCGAGAAAAAAUAUCAAAUUCAAGUGAAACACACUGGUUUAAUGCUUCACCCUGAAUUUCCAGUUUUUGGAGCAUCCCCAGAUGGGAUUUCAACAGACUUCGUAGUGGAAGUCAAGUGUCCUACUUCAGAAGAGACGAUGAAAAAAUAUAUUGUAAAUAAUAAGCCCACGGAAAAAUUUUAUGCCCAAAUGCAGUUACAAAUGCUGUUUGCAAACAAGCCAAAGGCAUUAUUUUGCGUAGCACACCCAAAUUUUGAAAAAAGUAGGAACACUACGGAAAUAAUGAUUGAAAAAGAUGUUAUUUAUUGUGAAAACUUAAUGGGUAAAGCACUAUUAUUUUGGAAAACAGCAGUUUUUCCAAAAAUCUUUCAAAGUUGUAAAUAA